Colletotrichum graminicola M1.001 is the source of this 4227-nucleotide messenger RNA. Its product is annotated as SH2 domain-containing protein. The record is from RefSeq and is a predicted model, not a curated record. The coding region runs from base 1 to 4227 and encodes 1408 amino acids. Gene Ontology annotation, molecular function: histone binding; DNA binding; nucleosome binding. The transcript is spliced from 4 exons. Gene Ontology annotation, cellular component: transcription elongation factor complex. Gene Ontology annotation, biological process: positive regulation of transcription elongation by RNA polymerase II; transcription elongation by RNA polymerase II; nucleosome organization. NCBI's taxonomy places the organism in Eukaryota, Fungi, Ascomycota, Sordariomycetes, Glomerellales, Glomerellaceae.
AUGAGCAACUCAAUGCGUGACUUCGUUGACGGUGAGGCCGAACUCGAUGACGAGGAUGAGGAGUCAAUGGACGAAGACAUCGUUUCUUCGCGCAGAAGGAACGCGGCCCCUGAGGAUUCUUCUGAAGAGGAAGAGGACGACGAGGAUGAGGAGGAGGCGCGCAAAAUCCGUGAAGGAUUCAUUGUCGACGAAGACGAAGAGGAGGAGGAAGGAGAGGACGAGGAUGCCCACGAGCGAAAGCGGAAGCGAGAGCAUCGUGACAGAGAAGAAGAGGAACAGCUCGACGAGGAUGAUUUGGAGCUGAUCGGAGAACAAAUCGAACGCCGAGCGCCCACACAGCCGAAGUUCAAGCGCCUCAAACGGGGGCAUCGCGACGAAGAUGACCGUGGCCCUGAACGACGUGGCUUGGAGGACAUGUUCUCUGAUGACGACGAGGAAGCCAACGACUCACGGCCCUACAACCGCUCCAACUACCGAUCCCAAGCUGACGAAUUCGACGAUUUCAUCGAAGAAGACUAUCCGGAGGACGAGGACGAACGGGCCCGCCAACUCGAAGAUGCUGAAGUCGCCCGACCCCGUGACAAAGGGGUGGGAGGUGUUGUUGACACCGCUGGUCUCGACAAAGACGCCCUCGAGGACAUGGAGGCCAUUUUUGGAAACGGAGAAGACUACGACUGGGCUCUUCAAAUGGAGGACGAAGAGGAGGACCGUGAGCGCGAAGAGCAGGUCAUCGAGCUCAAAGAUGUCUUCGAGCCAUCGCAGCUAAAGGAAAAGCUCUUGACCGAUGAGGACAAUCAGAUCCGAUUCACGGACGAGCCCGAAAGGUUCCAGCUGGACAGAAAGCCCUUCAAGCACUUGCAGAUUAGCGCCGAGCAAUUCAAGGAGGAGGCUCGGUGGAUUGCGGGUUUGAUGUGGCCCAAAAAGAUGCUCCAAUCCGAACUUCACGGACCCUUCACCAAGGCAAUCGGCAAGGUUCUCGAGUUCUUUGUUGUCGACGACGUUGAAGUCCCCUACGUCUUCCAACACCGCAAGGACUACUUGAUUCAUGCGAAGAAGACGAAGAAUCCGGACCAUCGCGACGAUCCCGAUGCCCCUGAAUGGAUUGUGAGUGCGGACAAACUGCUCACUCAGGAUGAUUUAUGGCGUAUCCUGGAACUUGACAUCAAGUUUCGGUCGCUUAUCGAGAAGCGGAACGCUUUGGAAAAGACACUCGAGAACCUUAAGGCGACUUCAAACGUCAAGGACGACGUGCUCGAAGACAUGAUUCCCCAGGCUGCGACGAUGGAGGAACUGCAAGACCUUCAAGACUACCUUCACUUCCAGUACGCUGCCGAGCUCAAGGAUAUGUCCUCGAUCAACGGCAACGGCAACCAAAUGAAGCGUCCGGGCUCAAAAUCAAAUCUCUUUGACAGAGUCAGGCGGAGCAAAGCUUUCGGUUUCGUCCGCGCCUAUGGUAUCACCCCAGAUCGUUUCGCUCAGAACACUCUUCGUGAAGGCAACAAGGUUUGGGCCGAAGACGACAGUCAGCUCCCGGAUGAUCUCGCCGACUCUCUCACCGAUGAGGAGUUCCAGACCGGCGAUACAGUCAUGUACGCUGCUCGUCAAAUGUACGCAGAGGAACUUUUCGUCAACCCUCGUAUGCGCAAGCAUUUCAGAGUCAAUUUCUACCAAAUGGGUGAGAUCAGUUGUCGCCGAACGGAGAAGGGUCUGAAGAAGAUCGAUGAGUCGCACCCAUUCUACGAGGUCAAGUACCUUAUCAACCAAACCAUUGCAGAUGUGGCUCGCCAGCCGGAAUUGUAUCUCAAGAUGAUGAAGGCUGAAGAGGAAGGCCUCGUUGAGGUUAAGCUUACAUUGGAGAAUGACGAAGGCUUCAGGCGCCAACUGCGCCAAGAGUUUAUUUCGGACAACUACAGUGAACUUGCUGAUCGGUGGAACGAGGAACGCCAAAAGGUGCUUGACCUUGUUGUCCCCCGCUUGUCCAAGGUCAUUGCCAAGGGUGUCAAAGAGUCGCUCCGCACCGCAUGUCAAGAAGAAGUCCUCAAAGCUUGCCGUGAGGAAUAUUCCAAGAGGCUCGAUCAAGCACCGUAUAAGCCCAAGGGCAUGAUCCUUGGUACGGUGCCUCGCAUCAUCACUCUGUCAAACGGUAUGGCGGACCCAGCUCGCGACCCCACAUGCUGGGUCUCGGUUGAGGAGGACGGCCGGGUUAUUGAGCAGGGCAAGCUAGGCAAUCUGGCCCGUGACGAGCGUGCUCGUGAAGAGUUCGUUGAAAUUGUCAACCGACGUCGCCCCGAUGCCAUUGGUAUUAGCGGAUGGUCUGCCGAUACCCAGAAGCUCGUAAGAGACUUGGAGAGCUUGAUCAGCGAGAAGGGUUUGAUGGGUCCCGAGUUCGAUGAUCCCGAGCUUGGCGAGUACCGUACCGAGCCGCUCGAAGUCAUCGUCGUGACCGACGAAGUCGCUCGUCUGUACAAAGACAGUCCUCGAGCGGUCGCCGAGCACCCUACUCUCAGCUCCCUGACAAGAUACUGCAUUGCCUUGGCGCACUACAUGCAAAAUCCCCUCAAGGAGUACGCGGCUCUCGGCAAGGAUAUAACCUCCCUAGCUUUCCAUCCUUGCCAAAAUCUGCUGCCUCAAGAGAAGCUUCUCAAGCACCUUGAAUCGGCAAUGGUCGACAUGGUCAAUCUCUGCGGUGUCAAUAUCAAUGAGGCCGUUGGCGAUUCUUACACGGCCAAUCUGUUACCAUAUGUCGCGGGUCUCGGUCCCCGAAAAGCCACUAGCGUCAUUAAAGCCAUCAACGCAAACGGCGGAGCUGUUAGUAGCAGAGAUGAGCUUGUCGGCGAUCCCGACAGCGGGAAGCUUCCGGUUGUGGGCCCCAGAGUAUGGAACAACUGCGCCAGUUUCUUGUUUAUCGACUACGACGCAACAAAUCCCACUUCGGAUCCUCUCGACAAUACUCGUGUUCACCCAGAGGACUACGAGUUGGGCCGGAAGAUGGCGGCAGACGCUCUGGAACUUGACGAGGAAGACGUCAAGGCGGAGACCGAUCACAACGGUCCAGGAGCUAUCGUUCGCAAGCUCUUCAAAGAAGACGAACAAGAGAAGGUCAACGAGCUUAUUCUUGAAGAGUAUGCUGAGCAGCUUGAGCGGAAUUACAGCCAGAGGAAGCGCGCCACACUCGAGACCAUUCGAGCUGAACUUCAGGCUCCUUACGAGGAGUUGCGCCGUAACUUUGCACCUCUCGGCCCGAACGAGAUCUUCACCAUGUUCACCGGUGAGACAAAGGAUACCCUAGCUCAAGGCAUGAUCAUCCCUGUCAACGUGCGGGUUGUCAAAGACGACUUUGCCAUCGUCAAGCUGGAUUGCGGCAUAGAAGGCCGCAUCGAGGCCCACGAUGGUCCAGAUGGCGUACGAGUCAGAGGUAUCUUGACCACUGGGCAAACUGUGCAAGCCAAGGUUCUCGAGGUAAAUUACAAGGACUUUCUUGCUAAGCUCUCUGCAAGAGAAGCCGAAGUCAAACGCCCAUACAAGCGCCCGCUUUACCACGGCCACGGGCAGUGGGACGAGAGGUUGGAGGCGGCAGAUAAGGAGGAGCUCCGCGAAAAGGACAAGAGCACCGGCCGCACCCAGAGAGUCAUCAAGCAUCCGCUUUUCAAGCCUUUCAAUGGCUUGGAGGCAGAGCAAUGGCUCGGUACUCAGGCCGCCGGCGAGGUUAUCAUCCGCCCCUCCUCAAAAGGUAACGAUCAUCUAGCCAUCACCUGGAAAGUUGCCGAUGGUGUCUUCCAGCACGUUGAUGUCCUUGAGCUCCAAAAGGAGACCGAAUUCUCUGUCGGCAAGCUGCUCAGGGUGGGCGGCAAGUUCACCUACAAGGAUCUGGACGAGUUGAUCCAUGAGCACAUUGAGGCUAUGUCCAGAAAGGUGGACGAAAUGAUGCAGCAUGAGAAAUUUGAGAAACGAUCCAAGACGGAUCUCGAGAAAUGGCUCACAACGUUUAUUGACGCCAACCCCAAUCGUUCUGCUUACGCCUACUGCAUUGAUCCUAAGCACCCCGGUUACUUCUGGCUUUGCUUCAAGGCCAGUCGAUCGUCAAGGGUCAACUCGUGGCCCGUCCGUGUCAUCCCUGGUGGCUUCGAGUUGCUUAAGCAGGCGUACCCAGAUAUGCGAGCAUUAUGCAAUGGCUUCAAGAUCCGGUAUCAAACGGAAAUUACAAAGUUGCAGAAGGGCGGUAGAUAG